Molecule: messenger RNA, 1407 nt
Organism: Closterium sp. NIES-65
Lineage: Eukaryota; Viridiplantae; Streptophyta; Zygnematophyceae; Desmidiales; Closteriaceae
Source: the annotation of a GenBank genome assembly
AUGUUGCGUUUCCAGCAGAUGCUGACGUUGCAGCUGCUGAAGCUGGACGAGGCACAUCUUCGCAUGCUGAUGUCAGCAGUCAACAGCAACCCAGGAGACGAGCUGUGUGCCCCGUUUGCAAGGCGAGGGGGGGGGCCUCAUUGGCUGACGAGGCGGGAGAGGUUCAAAUUGUCUCUCUCGCUGAAAUGGCCUCCUCCGUUGCUGGGUCUGCUUGUAGUAUCAAUCACGCCACUGCUGCUGCACCCUUCCCUCCCUUACCCUGCACGCAUCUUCCUCCAGGCCGCGCCGCUCUCCAUCAUCCAUCACGUCAACCUCGCCGCUGCUGACUUCGACCAGCUACCCAUCCUGCCCUUUGAUUCUGCACAACAAGGGGCCUUCGAACCUGCGGCUGAGGCAGCUGCGGGGAGCCAUGCUGAGGGCAGGCAUGGAAGCAGCGGGGGUAGGAUCAUCAGCGCGUUUGUGCCCUCUGGGGAGCAUUGCAAGCGGAGGCGCCUUUACACCAGCUCGCCUAUGGCAGUGGCACCAGCGCUGCCAUCGCCUGCACCAUCUCCGUCACCCCUGUGUGCAGCUCAGGGUGCAGAGAGCACGAGAGGGAGGGCAGGCGGAGCGGGCAAGGGCGGGUGGCAGCAGCGGGGGCGGCACCGAGUGGCGGAGAGUGCGCCGACGGAGAGUGUGGUGCACGCGUGGAUGACUGUGGAGCUGCAGGCGCUCAUGAAGGUCAGUGAGCGUUCUUGCGCUUGUGUGUGCGUGCGAGGGUGGUUUCCGUGUGGUGGGAUGGAUGAGUGGGAGGGGAUGCUCGUCAGUGUGCUUGCCAGCACAGUUGGGGAAAGAUCCGCCGUGCAGCCACUUGUCACUGCCCGCCCACCCCUCAUUGCUCGCCCCCCACUCACUGGCACUCCCCGUCCCCCUGUGGUGGCCCGCCUGUCUGCGCUAGCAGAGGCUGCUCGCCCCUUCCUGUUCGACCGUGCCUUUGCCUUCGCUGUCCGCCUCUUCUCCUUCGCGCACCCGCAACCUGCUGCUGGUGCUGCUGCUGCUGGGGCAGGAAAGCAACAGGCGGUAGGGCGAGAGGAGCAAUCAAAAGGGCCAGGAAGUGCAAGUGGGAGGGAGUCUGGGAAAGAAGGUGCAGGCGAUGGAGGAGGAGCAUCGGAAAACUCACAAGGGCAGAUGGGCGUAGUGGGGAGCAGAGAGGCAGCAGAAGGCGGUGCAUGUGGGGUGGAACAAGCAGGGCGGCAGGGAGCAGGUGGUGUGAGAAGGGGGGGGAAGGAGCAGCUGGCAGUGGGAGAAGGGAGGUGGCGGAGGGUGGUGGUGGAAGAGAGGGCAUCGGAGGAUGUGUUUGGGGAGCUUGAGGGCGCUGAGGAUGGCGGUGAUGAUGGGGGCGAUGAUUUCAACGGUGACUGGGAUGAGUAG